This is a messenger RNA of Salvelinus fontinalis (brook trout), 10239 nucleotides long. RefSeq names its product diacylglycerol kinase zeta-like. Gene Ontology annotation, cellular component: nucleus. Gene Ontology annotation, molecular function: protein binding; ATP-dependent diacylglycerol kinase activity. The record is from RefSeq and is a predicted model, not a curated record. The coding region runs from base 181 to 4491 and encodes 1436 amino acids. The transcript is spliced from 38 exons. Gene Ontology annotation, biological process: lipid phosphorylation; intracellular signal transduction; regulation of synaptic transmission, glutamatergic. Lineage: Eukaryota; Metazoa; Chordata; Actinopteri; Salmoniformes; Salmonidae.
CCCUCCACAUGAACCGCUCUGUUGUCGCUCACUCUCUCUCUUUCUCUUUCCCUCUCGCUCCGUCACACAUGGACUAAAAAAGUUAGACAAACUGGGGAAAGGCGUGGAUGGUUCUUUACCUGCUUCCAUCAGCCACUGCAGAGGGACAGUGAAAAGGGGACCCAGAAGCUGUGGGUUGUCAUGGACACCUUUUUCCGCCGGCACUUUAGACUGAAAGGGGCGGAGCAAUCCCGACACAGACGGCCUGGCGUGGCAGUGCCCACAAGCAAGGCUCGCCGGCGCUCCAGUGUAGGACUGCCCUCUGCUGGCCUGGUCCAACGUAGACGCUCUAGUGUGGGACUGCCAUUCACAGGUCCUGUCGGACACAGAAGGUCCAGUGUAGGCCUGUCGCCGACGGCUCAAGCCCAACGAAGACACUCCAGUGUUGGCCUGCCGUCAGGUUAUGUGGGUCGUAGAUGCUCCAGUGUGGGCUUGGCCUGCGCUGCUCACAAACAACGCAGGCACUCCAGCGAGGUGCAGGGGUUACCCCAGGCCACCGGGGGGCACUGUUGUUAUGGAGGCGGGAAGCUAGUGAGGACCAGAUACUACACCAGGCGUCGCUCCAGCACCACCGUGGCCUGUGUCAACCCCCGCUUCUCUGUCCGCCGCCGGCAAGCCAGCAAGCUCCGCACCAUCGACACCCACCUGCUGGGGCCCUCCAUGCUGCUGGCCAGCCUGGUCCAGAUGAGUGAGGAGCAGCAGAAGGGGGCACCAGAGGCACAGGGCGGUGAGGGGGCGUCAGGAGAGGACACUGAGAGCUGCUGCUCCGAGUCAGAGGGGGACAGCUCCAGUCAGAGAGAGUGUAGCACCAGGUCAGAGGGCAGCGGGAGUGAACGAGAGGGGACUGCGGCAUCAUCAUCAUCAUCAUCAUCAUCAUAUCCAGAGGGAGAGAGGACGUGGGAGGACUGGAAUCAGGCUCAUAGUAUGGCAGCCUUAACGAUGGAGAGCAUCCAGCCCCGGCCCCUGAGCCGCGCCCUGCGCUGCCUGCGCCGUAACUCCUCCCAGCUGCUGCCGGCGGAGGCGGUGCACCGUAGCAGGGCGGUCUACGGUGGGCGCGGGCACUACCCACGCUCCAGCCAGUUACGGAGGCCUUCCAACAGCGCCUGGCCAGGCAGGCUAGUCCACCCACCCAGCCGCAGGAGCUCUAUAGUGGCCUGCCACUCCUCCCGUUCCCUGUAUAGGAACUGUUCCACCUGCUGGAAACCCAGGGGCCGCAGGGAGUCCCUCAGCCCCCUGCAGGGCAUCUACUAUGACCCCCGCCUGGAGACUUGGAGUGGGUUCGUCUCGAAGGCCAUCGCUAAAUCGGGUCUACAGCACCUGUCUGCCCAGCCCAGUGCCUCAGCCCUGGCCAAGUUUGACCCAGACAGGGAGAUCCGGAGCAGCUGUGACUGGACCGAGAACGCCCUGUAUGGGGAGCACAUCUGGUUUGAGACCAAUGUCUCUGGGGACUUCUGUUACGUCGGAGAGCAGCACUGCUUCGCCAAGACGCUGCAAAAAUCUGUAGCCCGGAAAAAAUGUGCAGCCUGCAAGAUAGUGGUUCACACAAUCUGCAUAGAGCAGCUAGAAAAGUUAUUCGACACCGAGGCUAUGCCAAAUGAAGCCAGCCUGCUUAUCGAAGACCCCACCUUUAGAAUAAACUUUAGGUGUAAACCGUCAUUCAGGGAAUCGGGGUCUAGGAAUAUACGAGAGCCAGUCCUCCAAAGACAAGGCGCUCUAAAGGGCCAGAGGCGGAUGGCUAACUGCAUGGCCAUCCCUUUCCUGAGCCAGUCCCAGCCCACCGUAGUGCGGCACCAUUGGGUGCACCGGAGGCGCCAGGAUGGGAAGUGUCGGCAGUGCGGGAAGGGUUUCCAGCAGAAGUUUGCCUUUCAUAGCAAAGAGAUUGUGGCCAUCAGCUGUUCGUGGUGUAAACAGGCAUACCACAACAAGGUGUCCUGCUUCAUGCUGCAGCAGAUCGAGGAGCCCUGCUCCCUGGGUGCUCAUGCCUCUGUCAUCGUACCCUCUACCUGGAUCCUCCGGGUCCGCAGACCUCAGACCUCACUAAAGUUGAGUAAAAAGAAAAAACGGACCUCGUUUAAGCGCAAGUCCAGCAAAAAGGGAGUAGAGGAGGCGCGCUGGAAGCCCUUCAUAGUUAGACCCAUUCCCUCUCAGCUUAUGAAGCCGCUGUUGGUGUUUGUCAACCCGAAGAGUGGGGGGAAUCAGGGAGCCAAGAUUAUCCAGUCGUUCAUGUGGUACCUGAACCCCCGCCAGGUAUUUGACCUGAGUCUGGGAGGUCCCAAGGACGGGUUAGAAAUGUACCGUAAGGUGCAUAACCUGAGGAUACUGGCAUGCGGAGGUGAUGGCACGGUGGGCUGGAUCCUGUCUGCUCUGGACCAGCUCCAGUUGAACCCCCCGCCUGCAGUAGCCAUCCUGCCUCUGGGGACAGGCAACGACCUGGCCAGGACCCUCAACUGGGGUGGUGGUUACACAGAUGAGCCGGUGUCUAAGAUCCUGUCUCAUGUAGAGGAUGGGAACAUCGUCCAGCUCGACCGGUGGAAUCUAGUAGUGGAGCCCAACCAGGAUGCUGGUGCAGAGGAGAGGGAUGAGCAGCAGACCGACAAGCUCCCCCUCGACGUCUUCAACAACUACUUCAGCCUCGGCUUCGACGCACACGUGACACUAGAGUUCCACGAGUCUCGAGAGGCCAACCCUGAGAAAUUCAACAGCCGCUUUCGGAACAAGAUGUUCUACGCAGGGACGGCCUUCUCAGACUUCCUCAUGGGCAGCUCCAAAGACCUAGCCAAACACAUCAAGGUCGUGUGCGACGGCACCGACCUCACCUCAAAGGUUCAGGAUCUGAAGCUGCAGUGUUUGGUGUUCCUCAACAUUCCCAGAUACUGUGCUGGUACCAUGCCAUGGGGAAACCCAAGCGAGCACCAUGACUUUGAGCCACAACGGCACGACGACGGCUGCAUUGAAGUUAUCGGCUUCACCAUGACCUCUCUGGCAACACUGCAGGUCGGAGGUCACGGUGAGCGGCUGAACCAGUGCAGAGAGGUGACCCUCACCACCUACAAGUCCAUCCCCAUGCAGGUAGAUGGGGAGCCGUGCAAGCUAGCCCCCUCCACCAUCCGGAUCUCCCUGAGGAACCAAGCCAACAUGGUGCAGAAGGCCAAGAGGAAGACCUCUAUACCACAGCUCAACGACCAGCAGGCCUUCCCGGAGAGAUUAAGGAUCCGGGUGAACCGUAUUAGCAUGCACGACUAUGAGGCCCUGCAUUACGACAAGGAGAAACUUAAAGAAGCCUCUAUCCCGCUGGGCCUCAUCGUUGUCCCGGGAGACAGUGACCUGGAAACAUGUCGCUCCCACAUCGAGAGGCUCCAAGAGGACUUCGUCUCCAUUCAUCCCUCCUUCAAGCGACUGGUGCUCCAGGAGGAUGAGGGAGCUAAGUCAAAGACCCUUUCCUCGCAGAAGCUUUCGCCAAAGUGGUGCUUCUUGGACUCCACAACUGCAGAUCGAUUUUACAGAAUUGAUCGUGCUCAGGAACACCUAAACUAUGUGACCGAGAUAUCCCAAGACGAGCUCUUCAUCCUGGACCCUGAGCUGGUCGUCACGGAGACGGUGAGCACCUCACCAAGGAUGCCUGAUCUGGUUGAUUCUUCUGGUGAAUUCCCGGAGGCGUCUCCCAAGUUUGGAUUCCCAUCCUCCUCCUCCUCUUCUCCUCCCCCCUCACCGGGACCCAGUCCCACCAGCCCACACUCAGACAGCGAGGCUAUGGCCGUCAGACACAAGAAAUCCCACUUCUUCUCCUCUCACUCCGGCUUCCCCUUUCCUGUCAGGAAGAGGAUCAUGGAGCUCCAGAAGACCACUCAGAGGAAGCGAAUAUCCAGCGACAGCUCGGUGGUGGAGGCACUGGCACACAACGACUCUCUCAGGUCCAGUAAGCCUGCCCUCACCAGGGCCGGAUGUAUCCAUCGGUCUAACACUACUGCAGCUGAGAUCAACCCAACAUUGAGGUCGGAGAAGAAUACACUGUGCAAUACAGACAAAGUAUCACCAGAAGUGUUGAUUGAAUGUGUGAAGAGCAAGGACCAUCUGAAGCUGAAGGAGCUGCACAAACUGGGAGCCGACCUGUCACUGCAGGACCCCUCAGGAUGCACCCUGCUCCACUAUGCUGUGGACACUGGUAGCAAGGACACUGUCAAAUACAUCCUGGACAAUGCACCCACAGAUAUCCUGGAUGUAACAGAAAAAGAAAAUGGGGAGACAGUGUUGCACAAAGCAGCGUCACUGUGUCAGAGGACUAUCUGUCACUACCUGGUAGAGGCAGGGGCAUCCCUCAUGAAGACAGACUUACAGGGUGACACACCAAAGCAUCGUGCAGAGAAGGCCAAGGAUGCAGAGCUGGCUGCCUACCUGGAGAACCGGCAGCACUACCAGAUGAUCCAGAGAGAGGACCAGGAGACAGCCGUGUGACUCUGCUCCUUGACCUCCAGCACCACUUCCCUAUCACCUAACCCUGUGCCAAACCUACUUUAGCUAAAAAAAAAAAAAGUAAACUCGCCGGAGAAGACGGUCAAAAGGUAGCCAGUGUUGUAUUCUCCUGCCAGGGAGUUGGUUGGAGUUCUACCAGAUGAGAGACUCGUCAGAUCCACCAUGUGAGAUGAUUGUGACCAGUGGACUUGAUUAUUGCACUGCCCCCCCCCCCCCCCCCCCCCCAAAAAAAAGCGGAUGUUUUGUGUCGGAACGCUUGGAAGAGAUGGUUCUUCUGUUUCAUUUUUCCCCCCAGCUUGUGUUGCGCUUGCGAUCCACCUAGACUGAAUGUUGAAAUGGUUAUGUAGAGAAUUGUGCUCCAAGGUUUUAGGACAGGGGCCUGGCUAAUUGAAUGUCUAGGUAAUUGUAUUAUUAUACGCUCCGAUGGAGCUGUAUCUCUCGGUGUUUAUAAAAGCAGCAUGAGCGUUUCAACCGUACGGAUCACAAUGAGGGUUCAAAAGGGUAUUAACACUCUGAUCUGUAGGCCAGCUGUCUUUAAGGCUACCAAAAAUGUCAUUAUUUUGAUGACGUUUUUAUUUGUUUAUAGUACUGCUGUUGAUUUCUUUAUUUUUUAUUUGUUGACUGAUUUGUCCACCCAUAAUGCAGUGUAAUGGGAUAAAACUAUCCACGAAAGUGGGGGAUUUUUUACGUAACACUUUUCUCAUUACCAAACGAUUUGAAUUGAAUACAUCAAUGUUGUUCUACUUUAUGAUCACUUGGCAAAUGUUUAUUUUAUUUCUUAAAGUGUUAAUAAGGAUAUUUGGUACUGUACACUUAUCGUAGUAGCUCUGUGUUCAAGCAGUUUAUGCACUGCAGCUCCAAUUGCCUUGAUUUUCUUAUUUUGUUGGCUGAUUCGUUUGUAUUUAAUGUACUUAAUUAAGUCAUGGUGUAUUUUUAUAGCAUUUUUAAGCAGAUUGAUGUUUAUAUAAUUUGUACAUAUUAUAAAUUUAACAGUUUUGUGUUUGGUCAUUAUUUACUAUAAAAUGUGCGUUUUAUAUGUAUUUGUUUCAGAACUACAAAGCAUUUCUUCUCUCGUAUUGUUACAGAAGUCAAAGACGUAUUUAUUCACCUCAACGUUUUUUUUUACCGAUUAUGUUCAGCGAACUCAAAAAUGUUCCAACGGUUUGGGUUGUAAAUUUACAAAGUGUUUGUUGUUGUUUUUUUUACAUAAAAAAAUUAUAAUUUGUCUAAAUAAUAACCAUCAAUUUGAGGUUGCUAUUUAUUUUCAAUAGUUAUAAUCUCUGUUAAAAUAUGGCUGGUCAUUUAAAACAGAAAUAGAAUCAAACUUAAGUUAUAAAGACCUGUGAUGGUGUUCAUGUUACAUUUGUGUAGGGGAAGGAAUUGGUCUCAUUCCAAAAGCUAUCCUACUGUAUAACUAGCUAACUAGUUUAAUGUAGAGCCACAGUAACUGUAUUUUGUCAGAUUGAAAUUAGUUGUUUCUCUCGAUGUUUUCUUUAAAUGAUUUAAUCGCUAAACAUACUUGUAAAACAUACUUGUAAACACGUUAACAAGGUACACUAUUUCAUAUGCACAUUUUUGCUGGAUUCUAUUUGUUGUCAAAAGUUUCUAGUUUUGACCUUUAAACAAUCCAUCAUGCCUACUAAGAUGCAUUUCAUUGUAAAUCAUUGCUGUUCUCUAUUAUGGCCAGAUACAUGAAGAAAUGGAGCACUGAAUCAGCUUCUGUGAUAGUAAAUGUGUUGUCAGUGAAAGGCCUCUAGUGUUUCUAAUGCCAGACUGAAGAUAACAACAUAUUUUUUAUUUGAUUAUGAAAAGUAAAUUAAUUGUUUAGUUCUACAUCGGUUAUUACACUUCAUACAUAAUCAUAUGUUCCCACAUCCAUUUUUUGGGGGUACACUUUUUUUUUAUUGAAUUUUUAACAAUAGAAAACAUACACAUACGAAACGACAACACACAGACGCACACAAACAUCCAUAACAUCACCCCUGCCCAGACCCACCUGCUCACACCCCCAUCUUCAGCACCCGCAUCACUCUCCGCCACACAGCCUCAAACUGCACUAUUUUGUUUCAUGGUCACACUGAUUGUCAGUAUUUUCAUUUUCAAUAAUGAAGACAGUAGGCCCCCAUUUAGUUGACUUCACUAUAACUGAAAUAUUAUGUUAGCCUUGAGGCUGAGAAGAUUGGAUAUCAUCAUUUGAGGCAUUUAUGAUUAUACUGCAUACUGAAAGAGGUGCAUAUUUGAUCAGGUUAUGUAACAUAUAUCCUCCUGUUCAGAGACUGACAUGGAUUUAUAUAAUUUGGAUGUAUAUUAACAUCAGGUUUUUAUUGAAGCCUAUCUACCUGCACUAUUUUCUAUGUUUUAUGUAUUUGAGGAUCCCAGUUAAACAACUGUAGUUCACUGUGAUCUUGGAAAGUACACUGUGGGAUCAUUUAUAACAGGGUUUUUCCCAACUUACAGUAUAUAUUUGUCCAUUUCCAAUGGAAAUGGAGAUUAAAACAGCAUUAGGAUAUUCACAUUUAUCAGAGGUUUUCUAAAUCAGUUUUCAGUCUCAUACCAUUGGCGAUCCUGAUUAUGUAGUAUGCACAGUGCAUGUUAUCGUUGAUUUGACAGACUCUUAUGGAGGCCUUGCAUGAUCUUUCCUCGAUGAGAUGAAUUGUGCCACAAAACACAAAAGAAUACAUUCUUGUAAAUGUCUUUUAUUUUAUUUUUGUAUUCUUUCUUCUUUUUUUUACUUAUACAGGUAAGUCGAUUUAAGAUUUUUUUAUUUAUUUAAAAUGACGACUUGUCAACAAUAUUGAAUCAAUUAUGAAAUGGUCAGAUUUCUAAUGAACAUAUACAGUGCUUUCGGAAAGUAUUCAGACCCCUUGACUUUUUCCAAAUGUUGUUACGUUAUGGCCUUAUUCUAAAAUGGGUUAAACAGUUUUUUUCCCUCAUCAAUCUCCACACAAUGCCCCAUAAUGACAAAGCAAGUAUCACAUUUACAUAAGUAUUCAGACCCUUUACUCAGUACUUUGUUGAAGAACCUUUGGCAGUGAUUACAGCCUCAAGUCUUAUUGGGUAUGCCGCUACAAGCUUGGUACACCUGUAUUUGGGGAGUUUCUCCCGUUCUUCUCUGCAGAUCCUCUCAAGCUCUGUCAGUUUGGAUGGGGAACGUCGCUGCACAGCUGUUUUCAGGUCUCUCCAGAGAUGUUCGAUCGGGUUCAGGUCUUGACUCUGGCUGGUCCACUCAAGACAUUCAGAGACUGGUCCCACAGCCACUCCCGCGAUGUCUUGGCUGUGUACUUAGGAUCGUUGUCCUGUUGGAAUGUGAACCUUCGCCCCAGUCUGAGGUCCUGAGCACUCUAGAGCAGGUUUUCAUCAAGGAUCUCUCUGUACUUUGCUCCGUUCAUCUUUCCCUCAAUCCUGAUUAGUCUCCUAGUCCCUGCUGCUGAAAAACAUCCCCACAGCAUGAUGCUGCCACCACCAUGCUUUGCCAUAGGGAUGGUGCCAGGUUUCCUCCAGACGUGACACUUGGUAUUCAGGCCAAAGAGUUCAAUCUUGGUUUCAUCAGACCAGAAAAUCUUGUUUCUCAUGGUCUGAGUCCUUUCGGUGCCUUUUGGAAAACUCCAAGUGGGCUGUCAUGUGCCUUUUACUGAGGGGUGGCUUCCAUCUGUCCACUCUACCAUAAAGGCCUGAUUGGUGGAGUGCUGCAGAGAUGGCUGUCCUUCUGGAAAGUUCUCCCAUCUCCACAGAGGAACUCUGGACCUAUGUCAGAGUGACCAUUGGGUUCUUAGUCACCUCCCUGACCAAGGCCAGCUCUAGGAAGAGUCUUGCUGGUUUCAAACUUCUUCCAUUUAAGAAUGAUGGAGGCCACUGUCUCUUGGGGAACUUCAAUGCUGCAGAAAUUGUUUGCUACCCUUCCCCAGAUCUGUGCCUCAACACAAUCCUUUCUCGGAGCUCUAUGGACAAUUAAUUCGACCUCAUGGCUUGUUUUUCUCUCUGACAUGCACUGUGGGACCUUAUAUAGACAGGUGUGUGCCUUUCCAAAUCAUGUCCAAUCAAUUAACUUUACCACAGGUGGACUCCAAUCAAGAUGUAGAAACAUCUCAAGAAUGAUCAAUGGAAACAGGAUGCACCUGAGCUCAAUUUCGAGUCUCUUAGCAAAGGGUCUGAAUACUUAUGGAAAUAAGUUUUUUUUUUUUUAUAUAUAUAUAUAUAUAUAUACAUCUGCAAGGAUAAAAAAUGAAAAGUUUUUGCUUUAUCAUUAUGGGGUAUUGUGUGUAGAUUUAUGAGAAAAAAUAUACAACCCGUUUUAGAAUAAGGCUGUAACGUAACACAAUGGGGAAAAAGUCAAGGGGUCUGAUUACUUUCCGAAUGCACUAUAUGUCCAAACCUACCACUGGAAUUGAACAUACCAAAAUGUACAGAAGAAAACGUUGCUCAAACAUUUUACAUUCUAAAAGUCAGAGACACUUGUUGAAAAAGUAAGAUUGCUCAUGAUUAAUCUUGACAUGACUAUCUAAGGAGCGAUGGAUUUAUUAAUAAUCAUGCCUCAUUUGAUAUCCUGGUGAAAGUUGCCUUGGAAACUAAAGACAGCAUCUCUCCACAGCAUCUUAUCUAUCGUCUAUGAUCUCUGAUUUGAAGCAGUAUUUUUUCGGUGUUUAAGUUUCAUCAGAAAAUAUUUUGACAACAGCAGAGGAAAGACAAAACGGAGCAUGUAGUACAAAGUUACCUCUUGAAAUUGAGUUGAAUAACCUCAGCUUUACAGUAGUAAAUUUUGUGCGCUUGUACUACAGUAUACAGAUUUUAAUCUGGACUAGAGACUUGCUGUCACAUCCCAAGCUAUUUUUUGACAAGUCCGUCGCUCCAUAAAGAGUUUUGCUGUUGUCAUGUAAUUUUCUGUACAUUAACUCAACCAUUUUGACAUCUCCCAUUGUCACCGUAGCUUUGUGUAGUGCCUUUACCCAUAGCUCACGUUGAACCGAAAAUACAAGGCUAUUAUUAUCCGACACUAUUUCAUGUCAUGAGCUCUAUCCUGUUAUGGGGUGUGCAAGAAAACACUUCCCAUAGGUGUUAUCACCAAAUAAUUAAUUUUCUAUUUGAAAUGACACAUUCCACAACAUAAUAUUUUAAAUGCUAAUUUAAAGAUGCGGUAUGGCCCCACUUUCCAUGUUGUCAAUUACUGCAAAGAGCACCCUCUCCCAUCAUUUCCGUAUGUCCAGUUAUUUUAAAAGUACUAUAUUCAGUAGAAAUCCAGACGUUGAAUUACAUACAAGUGGAAAGUGCUAUUUGGAAUGGCAGGAGCGUGGAACUACCAAUGUUAUAACUGCAUUAAUGCAAAACUUUAUUCGUUUUGCAUGAGUGCAAUGCAGGCAUGGGGCUUUCAGUGAUUGAAUGGGGUCAGACAACUUAAAUGCCUCUGACAUUUUUAAGGGAGCUCCAGUAGAACAAGGAAUGGUAGUUUAUGUAUAUUAUCUGUGCUUUAUUUUGAGUUGCUGUGCAAUUCAGGUGUGAGAGUAUCACAAUUAAAACAAAUAAAUAAAUAGAACAUUUAAAUGACUGUGCAAUAUCGUUUUUUUCUUUAUUCCAUUUUUUUAACUUCAUAUAAAUAGUGACCAAAACGUGAUGGACAGACUGGUGUGCAAUGUUGACGAUAUCAAUCUGUAUAUUUGUUUCUAUUGGCUGAUUUUUGGUUUUGUUUGUUAUUGUCUGCUUGGGGGGAAAAAAUAAUAAAGGAUGGUACUUAAACAA